Molecule: messenger RNA, 786 nt
Organism: Moneuplotes crassus
Lineage: Eukaryota; Ciliophora; Spirotrichea; Euplotida; Euplotidae
Source: the annotation of a GenBank genome assembly
AUGGCAUUGAACUCUCAUGAACAUAUCUUGCUCUGAUUCUCCAGAUGUUCUUUCAAAGAAGCGCACAGAGUAGAUUCCAAAAUUUCAUCGAUAUUUCUGUGCAAGGAUAUCCUCACUCUUGGGACUGGAGAAAUAUUAAACCCAUUAGGGUUCAGGAUAGUUUAUGCUUUCGAACUUUUGUUAGGAUUCCUCAGAAUAAUCUAUGGCACAUCUUCGGUCGGGUUAAGAGUCAGCAAUUCUUUAUGAAUGAAAUGUAAGCUUAUAGAGGUUCUCGCAAAUGGUCUAUGCUCUUAUUAUGUCUAUUUUUAGAAUCAAUAUUUUAUGCAGGUAUUCAAGGAAAAUAAAGGAUUUAGACAAUUGUCCGUGGAGUUCAACAUUGUUAGCAUAUUUUAGAUUUGAGAGGAGAUAAAAUAAGGCAGAAUUGUCAUCCUUGAAGGAACAACCUUUUCAUAAUGGCUCAUAAGAUGUGUUUUACUAUCUUUUUUCUUGCAAUUCAAGGAUCAUCAUCAGUAAGUAGUAACUCAGAGUAUAUAGUUUAAUGCAUUGUGCAAAUCUCAAUGCUAAAUUCUGUGUCAUUAGUUUAAUUCUUGUUCAAUAACAAUAUUUUGAGAUUAAAAACUUUUAUAAUUACAAAGCCUAGGUGUCUUAAAUUAUUACAGAAGUACUUUGAGAUAGAAACCAGUCUAUAAAUGAGUUAGAAAGUCCAUAUUGCCAAUCUGUACAAAGCAUAAGGACUAUAAUAAUUUGAAACAUUUUGCAUGUCUAAUCCAUGCUUUAUUUAUUUAA